CGAGGUAGAGAGAGAGAGAUACUGUGGUAUAUUCGCCAUCGUAUACAGAUAUAGAAUCGCUCAUGCCCCAUUGGCUCGAAAGCUUUAAACCCAUCAUUACACACACAGAGACGCACACACACACACACUGAAGAGAGAGAGAGAGAGAGAGAGAAGAGGGGUUGUGUAAAUACUUACUCUGCAAUGUCAAGAAGGUGUAGAAAUGGGCUGAAAGAGAGGGUUUGGAGAGUGUCUUGUUGGCCUCUCUGAAUUCUUCCCCUUCUUCACUAUCUACUCUACAAUCAAUUCAAUUUAAUCAAGAAAAUUAGUGGGCUUUAUUUUGUUGAUUCACAAGUUUAUGGAGAUGGAGGUUUCUUGGUAGAUGUUCGUGAGCUGAUUUUUCAACAAGACUGCGUUUUUAUAAUUUAAAAAAAAUAAAAAAAUCACACCAGGUUUCACAGUCAUGCAUAACCAGCAAUGUCAAUUGAUCUUCCCUGUUUUCAUUAAUUAUUCUCUCUAGUUGGCGUCUGAAAAACGAAAUCAUCGUUCAAGCCAUUUAGUAAUAUAUAAUAUAUAUAUAAUAUAUGGUCUUACAAUACUUUCAAGGCAAAUCUCCUUUGGCAAAUUCCGAGUUUUUUACUUGGGCAAAUCUUCUUUGGCAAAUUUGGGUUCCUCCGUUUAUUGGGCAAAUCUCCUUUGGCAAUUUUAAGAGUCUCUCGACUCGUUUUCAAUCAUCAUCCCUUUUAGGGCAAAUCUCCUUUGGCAUUUCCGGAGUCUCGUUACUCCUCUUUAUCCCUUUACUUGGGCAAAUCUCCUUUGGCAUAUUAUCUCCAUUUUUGGAGUUAAUUUUACGUUUAUCGUUAAACCUUUGCAAGAACUCUCCGAUACUGGUUGGAGUAAUCAUUCAUUCAGUCGGCAACGGUUAUUGUUAGAACUUAAUCAUCACAAGUGAAGUGUCACUCUUUUGUUGAUAUUGAAAAUUACAGAUUCGCCCCUCGAACCAUGAACUCGCGACUCAGCGAUUUCGACAGUCUCAGUGACAGCAGCAGCUCCGAAGACCAAGAGGACAUGGACUCCAUAUACAACGGGCGGGCCCGCUCCAUUUUCUCGAAUCUCGAGGAAACAAUCGAAAAAAUCGACGACUUCCUCCUGUUCGAAAGAGGGUUUUCAAACGGAGACAUAGUCUGCCUCGUCUCAGAUUCGUUAGGACAAAUGGGGAAAGUGGUCAAUGCAGACAUGACAGUUGACUUAGAAAACAUAAAUGGGCACAAAACACGAAACAUUUCUUCCAAACAACUUCAGAAGCUACGCUCGAUUUCCAUAGGAGACUACGUAGUUCACGGUGCAUGGCUCGGAAAAGUCGAGAAGAUAGUUGACCGGUUGACCGUUUUAUUCGAUGACGGUACAGAGUGUGAGUUAACCGAAGAGGGUCCGGAGAAGAUUGUUUCGCUGUCUGAAGAUUUAAUCGAAGAUCCACCGUUUAAAUUCUACCCCGGACAAAGGGUUCUGAUUGAAUCAUCCGUUUCGAAAACCACUCAUUGGCUGUGCGGUGUAAGAAAAGAUUACAAGCAAGAGCAAGCCACUGUCUGCAAAGUGGAAGCUGGUAUUGUACACGUCGACUGGCUUAUUUCUGCGACGGCCAAUGGUGAGAGGGGGCCUACACCCCCACCGUCUUUUCAAGAAUUUCAAAAUCUGACUGUGCUGUCGUGUUAUCCUUACUCGAAUUGGCAGCUAGGCGAUUGGGUUGUUAUUCCUGCGGAAGACAAGAGUGGGGCCCACCAUGGUACUAGGUAUCAAGAAAUUGGUGUUAUUGUUAAGACAAAGACUAAGGUGGAUGUAAUAUGGCAGGACGGCAGCCAAUCAUUGGGGUUGGAUUCGAACGUGGUUUACCCUGUGAAUAUUAUCGACGCUCACGAUUUUUGGCCCGAUUCGUUUGUGAUGGAAAAGGGUUCGGUAGAUUGUGAUGAAAAACGGGUUUCGAGAUGGGGGGUUGUGAGGGAUGUGGACCCCACAGAAAGGACUGUGAAAGUGAAAUGGUGCAAAAACUCGUUUCUUGAUUGUGAGGGAGAAGAGAUUGUGAGUGCUUAUGAACUCGUUGAGCAUCCGGAUUAUUCUUACUGCCUCGGUGAGAUAGUUUUUAGGACGGACGAGAUUGUUGUGGGCCCCACAGAAGAUGGAGGUGAAGCUGAAUUCUUGUCUUGUUUCGGGACUGUUGUUGGCUUAAAAAACGGGGGUGUUGAAGUGAAAUGGGGAACUGGUGCUACGAGUAAGGUUGCACCGUAUGAGAUUUAUAGGGUCGAUAAAUGUGAAGGCACGAGUGAUGAAAAUGCUCAACCACCGAACGAGGAAGUUCCGUUGAAGAACCAGUUUCCGGGGCAAGAUUUAAAGGAAAUAUCGGGCCUUAACUCCAACAACGCAAAGGAAUCGAGCAUUUCUGAAGUUGCUAUAGGGAUUUUUACAAGUAUUACUUCAAACAUAUUAGGGUCUCUAAGCACAUCUCUGAUUGGUCGAUACAAAUUCACAUCGGAAAUCCCGAAAAUUCACAGCAAAUCACCCGAUGAAGAAGAAGAAGAAGAAGAAGCAGCUUUGGAACUUUCCAAUUUUAACCUCGGUGGCGAAUUCGAAGAUUUAGAGAUCAAAGUGGCUAAUGAGGAUAUUACGUUUCCAUCGAGCAGCAAGCUUCCGGGAAGUUCUUUUAGCCGGUUUGAUAUGGUCAAUGAUUGCUCUGACCACCACUUUGUCAACGAAUCGGGAAUGGACACGCAAUCUCCACAGGUGAGAAGAGCCUGGCUGAAAAAAGUGCAACAAGAAUGGAGCAUAUUGGAGAAAGAUCUCCCCGGAACUAUCUAUAUACGUGCCUACGAAGAAAGAAUGGAUUUGCUUCGAGCAGCAAUCGUAGGCAGUGAUGGUACACCGUAUCACGAUGGACUGUUCUUUUUCGAUAUUUAUCUUCCCCCACAGUACCCCAACGAGCCACCUAUGGUGCACUACAACUCUGGUGGGCUCCGCAUAAAUCCCAACUUAUACGAAUCGGGAAAAAUCUGCCUAAGCCUGUUGAAUACAUGGACAGGAUCUCAAGACGAAGUUUGGAAUCCGAAAUCUUCGACAAUUCUUCAAUUACUUCUCUCUCUACAAGCGCUCGUGCUCAACGAAAAGCCCUACUUCAACGAGGCUGGUUACGAUUCUCAGAUAGGAAAAGCUGAGGGCGAAAAGAACUCGUUUAGCUACAACGAGAACGCUUUUCUUGUCAGCUGCAGGUCCAUGCUAUACCUACUACGCAACCCCCCUCGGAAUUUUGAGGCACUAGUGAAGGAGCACUUCGAACGACGAGGCAGACAUAUAUUAUUGGCCUGUAGGGCCUACAUGCAAGGAGCUUCUAUAGGGUAUCCAUUCGAAUGUGGAAAAGACGAAGAAGAUAUUCUGCAAGGAAGAAGCUCAACUGGUUUCAAGAUUAUGCUGACGAAGCUUUAUUCCAGACUCGUCGAAGCAUUUUCAGACAAGGGUAUCGAUUGUCGUGAAUUCUUGGACCAGGUUCCACAAUAAUUAAAAAAAAAAGAAAAAAAAAAUCAUGGCUAUGUUUGUGUGUAUAAUAUUAUCUUGAAAUAGCUCGUUUGCUGUUUCUUCGUGUUGUUUGAUGUGUGUCUCUGUGUUUCGGGUUUGAAUAAGUUUGUUGUACAUUGUGCAGAAACAGAAAACUCGAUAGAUCAUAAUGUAUUAUAGGUGUGUACGAUCGAUCUCUCAUUGUAUUAUAUUGUGGCUUGUAAUAAAUCAUGUACCGAAAAAAUAAAGAUUUUAAGGUACAUGUGGUUUGCUCGAUUUUUAUGUAUAAUAAUCUUACAUCCCUCGUUUUUUCA
Messenger RNA from Erythranthe guttata (spotted monkey flower), 3833 nucleotides. It is a transcript of the gene PHO2, whose product is annotated as phosphate 2. NCBI's taxonomy places the organism in Eukaryota, Viridiplantae, Streptophyta, Magnoliopsida, Lamiales, Phrymaceae. Gene Ontology annotation, molecular function: ubiquitin conjugating enzyme activity. The record is from RefSeq and is a predicted model, not a curated record.